Microplitis mediator is the source of this 1925-nucleotide messenger RNA. Its product is annotated as UDP-glycosyltransferase UGT5-like. Gene Ontology annotation, molecular function: UDP-glycosyltransferase activity. Lineage: Eukaryota; Metazoa; Arthropoda; Insecta; Hymenoptera; Braconidae. The transcript is spliced from 3 exons. The record is from RefSeq and is a predicted model, not a curated record. The coding region runs from base 300 to 1898 and encodes 532 amino acids.
AAAAAAGGAAGUAACAGUUAAGCCAGAAAUAUUUUUAUCUAAAGGUUGUUGUAAUUUAAGUCUCAGAGGUAGAGUGGGGCCAAAGAUUAUACAAGCAACUCAUCUAUGAUGUUCAGUUCACUGUCAACAGUCUCUCCUGUUACUUUAGUAUGAUAUGAGUGAUAUAUAAUAUAUACGAUAAUGUCAGCUCGUUUAUUUAGUUAACGAUUGAAUUAAAAUUUAAAACAAGGUCACUAAGUGUGGGGUCAUCUCUAUCGGUUGGUCCGUUUCUAGUGAUCGUUUGCAAUAAAUAAGUGACGAUGACUGUGAAAAAAUUUUUUUUACUGUUAUUACUGACAAUUAUUCAUCUAAUUAACAGCGCAAGUGCUUUGGAAAGUGUCGCAGAUAAAAAGUUUAAAAUUCUAGGAUUUUUUAGUCACCCCGGAAAAAGUCAUUUUGACGUUUUCGAGCCACUUCUUGUAGAAUUGGCAAAUCGUGGCCAUGAUGUUACAGUAAUAUCAUAUUUUCCGCGUGAAAAUAACACGAUAAAUAAUUAUCAUGACAUAAGUUUGAUAAAUAAAUUCAAUCCAUUUUUAAACGUCGUCGAUUUGAAAAAAAUAUUCCAUACACCGUUGACGCCAUUUUUAGAAUUAUUUUACUUACGUAGCAUGGGACUGCAAUCUUGUGAAGAUGCAUUAAAUUUACCGCAAGUUAAAAAUUUAAUUAACCGUAAGCCAAAGUUUGAUUUGAUACUCACGGAAAUAUUUAAUAGCGACUGUUCGUUAGCAAUAGUUGAUUAUUUAAAUAAUCCCCCGUUUAUUGGGCUGUCAUCGCAUGUUAUGAUGCCAUGGGCAAACGGUCGAAUAGGUAAUCUGGAUAAUCCAAGUUAUGUACCCUCGUUAUUCCAUGGAUUUGCCCCCAAUAUGAAUUUUAUUGAACGCACAUUCAAUACUAUCAGUCUGUUAUAUAUGAAAGUAUUCUAUCAAGUCGCAUUUAAUUGGCCGACUCAGAAGAUUAUUGAUGAGGCUUUCGGAUCGAGUAAGCCGCUACAUGAUAUUGCGCGUAACACCUCAGCUGUACUUGUAAAUACACAUUAUUCGUUGCACGGCCCUAAACCAAAUUUACCAAAUGUCGUGGAAGUCGGAGGAAUACAUAUUAAUCCGCCUCCAUUGCCGAAUGAUCUACAGCAGUACCUUGAUAAUGCUUAUGAAGGCGUCCUGUUCUUUAGCUGGGGAUCUAUGAUUAAAGCGAGCUCAAUGACUAAUGAUACUCUCGAUGAUAUUCUGAAAGUUAUCGGUAAUAUCCCGCGAAAAGUUAUUUGGAAAUGGGAAACUGAAAAUUUACCUAAUAUACCUAGUAAUGUUCUUAUCAAGAAAUGGGUACCGCAAGCUGCUAUACUUCGGCAUCCAAAUGUGAAAUGUUAUUUGGCCCACGGGGGUUUGUUGGGUAUCAGCGAAGGCGUCAGUGCUGGGGUUCCCAUGGUGGUUGUUCCGAUGUACGGAGAUCAGUUCAAUAACGCGGCGGCGGCUGAAAACCGCGGAGUCGCUGUUGUGCUCAAAUGGAAUAAUUUCAACGCUAAAACUCUGAGAUCUGCGAUCGAUCGUGUGUUCAACGACUCGAGUUACCAGAAAAAUGCGAAACUGCUGCAAAAAGCUUGGCAUGAUCGUCCAGAGUCGCCCCUAAAGACGGCGGUCUGGUGGGCGGAAUACAUCGCACGUGGCAACGGUCAAAAAUUUUUGAAGGCUUCCGUAACAUCUUUGUCUUGGUAUCAAGAGGCUCUUAUUGAUGUUUACAUAUUUCUUAUUGUGAUACUAGCAAUAAAUAUAUUCAUUUUUUAUAAAUUUUUAAAAUUAGUGAUCAGAAGUUGUAUCAAGAAAAAAUUUGAUGAUAAUUCUGUGUAUGAUAAAAAAAAUAAAUAGUUUUUUUUUUACUGCUAUUAAAAUUUA